AUGACGAUAAACUACAAUCUAGCCGUCUCCACCUCGAAACCGUGGACCCUAUUUAAGCUUCUCCUGAAAUGGCGAGGGUCGAUUUGGAAGAGCGUUAUAGUGGAAUUAAUUGUUUGGUGGAUACUGUACGCGAUUGUCAGCAUCAUCUACCGAAGUGCCCUUAACCCGAGGCAACAACAAACCUUCGAAAAAGUCGUCCAAUACUUUGACAAUCGAUUAUCCUACAUCCCGCUCAACUUCAUGCUCGGCUUCUUUGUGACGGUGGUGGUGAAUCGGUGGACGUAUCUCUACCAGAUUAUCGGCUUUAUUGAUAAUGUCGGCCUAAUGACGGCUGAAUAUGUGCGCGGCAGGGGUGAGAUGAGCCGGAUGUAUAGAAGAAAUAUUUUGCGGUACUGCGAGUUGGCGCAGGUGCUCGUCUUCCGAGAUAUUAGCAUGCGAACGCGGCGUCGAUUUCCAACGCUAGAUACGGUAGUGGCAGCAGGUUUUAUGUUGCCGCACGAAAAGGAGAAAUUCGACGAGAUCCAGUACCGGUAUUCGAAAUAUUGGCUUCCGUUUCAAUGGGCAUUAGCCUUGACUUAUGAUGCGAGAAAGAAGGGGCUAAUUGAGAGCGACUACUAUCAAGUUUGCGUCACGAAUGAAAUCAAAACCUUCCGAACGGGUCUCGCCUGGAUUUGCAACUACGACUGGGUCCCAAUUCCGAUAAUGUACCCACAGCUCGUCUGUCUCGCCGUCCAUACGUAUUUCCUCGUAUGCGUGCUCUCGCGUCAGUAUAUCAUCUCCGAACAUGCCACGAAUAAAACUGAGCUCGAUCUCUACUUUCCGAUCAUGUCCAGUCUGCAAUUUAUUUUUUAUAUGGGCUGGAUGAAGGUGGCGGAGGCGAUGCUGAACCCGUUCGGCGAGGACGACGACGACUUCGAGACAAACGCCCUCAUCGACCGUAAUAUUACCAUGGGACUGAUGAUCGUGGAUCAGGGCUACAAUAGGCCACCUGAGAUUCGCCGGGAUCCAUUCUGGGAUGAGGAAUUCGAGCCGUUGUAUUCCGAAGAGACGGCGAAAAUUCCUCAGCCAAGCCUUCGUGGAUCGGCUAGUCAAAUUAGACUGCCCGACCAUGUGCAAGAGAUCCGGAUGGUGCCGCUGGCAGAUGAUAAGGAUCCGGAAUCGCCGACGUUACGUCGACGGGUCAGCGUGGUGCCGGUCAAACGAGAUGAAACACGCGCCAGCAGACGUUCUUCCCUAUCGGCCACUGAAGUGUUCGGAAAUAUCAAGCGAAAAGUGGAGAGGUCGUUCAGCAAAAGCAAGCUGACGGAAGAUGGGGGAACG
Molecule: messenger RNA, 1320 nt
Organism: Mesorhabditis spiculigera
Lineage: Eukaryota; Metazoa; Nematoda; Chromadorea; Rhabditida; Rhabditidae
Source: the annotation of a GenBank genome assembly